Messenger RNA from Exaiptasia diaphana, 615 nucleotides. Its product is annotated as DNA-directed RNA polymerase III subunit RPC7-like. NCBI's taxonomy places the organism in Eukaryota, Metazoa, Cnidaria, Anthozoa, Actiniaria, Aiptasiidae. Gene Ontology annotation, biological process: transcription by RNA polymerase III. The record is from RefSeq and is a predicted model, not a curated record. Gene Ontology annotation, cellular component: RNA polymerase III complex.
AUGGCGGGUCGUGGUGGUCGAGGAAGGGGGGGAAAAGGUCGUGGUUUUACAUUCGAUAUAGGUGCUAUAGGAUUUGGAAGGGGCUCAGAUGCUUUGCCCGCUGCAAUUCUUCAACCUCCUCCUCUUUUUCCUCCUCUAGAAAGACGACCUUUGCCGCUGCGAAUCUCAGAAAAAGAUGACUAUAUGCUUGUGUUAAAAGAAGAGUUCAGGAUGAUAAUGAAUACUUCUCCUUACUAUAUUAAGCCCGAUGCAGCAAAGAAAGAUAUUGAGAGAUAUUCUGAUCGUUUCAAGGAAAAUCAGCAAACUGACUCUACUAACAGUUGGACUCCAGAUUGGAAUCAUUUUCCUGCUGAAUUGAAAGUCAAGACAAAAACAUCCAAAUCUCAUGGCAAAGCAGUAAAACCAAACACAAAAAACAGCAGUCGUAAAAGAAAACUUGAUACUUCAGCUCCUGACAUUGAUUUUGAUUCAUUAGAGAAAGAGGAUGAAAAAGAAAAUGAGAAUGAGUCUGGUAGCAAACCCACUCAAGAGAGUAAAGCCACAGAAGGYAAAGCUGAUCCUGAAAGUGAAGAGGAGAUUGACGAAGAAGAUUAUGAUGAGGAAGAGCAAGAAGAG